Rhizoctonia solani is the source of this 4227-nucleotide messenger RNA. RefSeq names its product WD40 domain-containing protein. The record is from RefSeq and is a predicted model, not a curated record. Gene Ontology annotation, cellular component: cytoplasm. The transcript has 19 exons. Gene Ontology annotation, molecular function: protein binding. The coding region runs from base 1 to 4227 and encodes 1408 amino acids. NCBI's taxonomy places the organism in Eukaryota, Fungi, Basidiomycota, Agaricomycetes, Cantharellales, Ceratobasidiaceae.
AUGUCAGAUCAACCUUUGAAAAUAAUUGCGACUUGUGCGAGCCGUGAUCCUCUCGCAUCACAGAUCACCACACGAUCCGUAUGGCAUAGCCAACCGACCACUUUGACUGGUUGUUACACCACUCAAAACCUGGUUGCUCUAGCCUUGGGAUGCAAGGAUGGCUCGAUAUUCACUUUCACAUCCUCUGCAGCUCAAGUUCUACUCGACUCUAAACAGCCACCAUCUAUUCAGGUCCCGUCAGAUUCAGAAAUUGCCAGCGCGCGAAAACGGGCUCCAAUGUCAGCUCCUCAUCCUGGAGCGACUUCACCUGGGCCAACGUACAGGCCGCUUUCCCCUUCUGCCGCAUCUAUGUCAGCAUUUUCAAACAAAAGCGGAAGUGGCACCCAUACGCCAAACCCUUUGGCUAUCCCCAGCCGAGCUCGUAUCACUCAGCCAGGAAUAUCUCGAGCUUCGAUCGAGGCCCCCAAGGCUCGCGUGGAGGUUGGUGACGAACAGGAGAAACUUCGCACCAUGCUCGCUAGAGGGUCAACAGCUGGAGGAUCAAAUAAGGGUAGGCGUGUGAGCCUAGGCAGCCUGGAGAGUUUUGAGGGAAAGGACAGGGUUGAACGAAAGUCCGGCGAGGUGCCGCGUGGGCCGAUGAGCCUAGCGAGAAGUGUGGUGGAUAUUGCACUUGGAGGGCUGGGCACGAAGGCGUCUGCGACAUCCGGCUCAGCACCUAUUCUUGCUCCUACUGAUGACGAGAGUGACGAUGACACAACGUCGGUAAUCAGCCCCUCUGUAUCCGAAGCGACCUUGGCCACCUCAGCUGCUGUGAAAGCUGGGCUCGACCUGGGCUCCCUGAAACUCCAGUUGAGAAGUCAUAUUUUACCUGCACAUGGUGGUUAUGGAGAAGCUGUGACUGGGCUAAAGGCGAUCAGCGACCAAGAUCUGUACGUUUGUCUCCAAGCCAGUGGCACGUUGAGCCUGCUCUCGUUAAAUGAUGGAUGCUGUCUUGCAUCUAUUCAUGCUGACGACCUUCCACGACUCAAUCCGCCCCAAGAUUACAAGGAGGCAGACUCAGUAGCUGGUUCAUGGGAAUGGGUUAACAUGUCGCUUGUCCCAUAUAUAGAGUCGGUUGUUGUGAUUAUUGUAGCCAGGCCACACCCAAAUUUUAUAACCACAAGGUCAACUCGCUCCCGUGUCGCGAUGUAUAAAAUCCCAGAGUUCAAUCCCGAAACAGUUCCUGACACUUCUGUCGCUCUGGAGAAAGUGGGGGAGUGGUUUCUUGAAGCAGAUGCUCUAACAGUUGGAUUCGUGACUGGCCAUACCGGGAUAAUGUUGGCGUAUGUAAACAACGAUGGGCACGUGGUAAUAUCACCGUUGAAUAUGCUUCCUCCACCCCCAGAGGACGAUAUCAGGAAGCCGGAAGAGUACACACAACCUGUCGUCCCUUCGCUCGGGAUGAUACCGAUACCAAACCCAUUUAAGACACUCAAACCACGUGAAACCACUCAGUUGCAUUUAAAACCGCAGUAUCGAGACGGGAGAUUGCUUGUAGGGGCUGAAAGGAAUUUAGGAAUGUGUUUAGACUGGUCCAAAGUAGAUGAGGUUGGCGAAGAAAUCUUGGGAAUGAGGGUUUAUGCGCAGGCGCUUAUCGGGAGCGAUGUUCUCAUCGUGCUAUGGACUUCGGAAAGAGUUUUGGUAUACAACGUGGGCGACCGCCAGACUGAAGUUCGAAGAUUGGGCGAAUACCUAUCUGGGGACACCAUGGAUGUGCAUAUUUCUUCAAACAGAGAGUUCAUUCUUGUUAGACAAAGCGGUUUAGAAACGUAUAAAAUUCGCAAAACUGACACAAACGGGGACCCCUCGUCCGUUUUUAAGGAAGUUGCCUACUACUGUGAUAAAACAACUGGGCCUGCCUUCCGGUCACAAUUGCAAUCGGCAGUUAUAGUUUCCUUGAUGGGGCAGUUUUAUACUGUGAUCGCUGGAACAUCCCCCGAAUCAGGCUUGACUAUCGGCCUCCAACAGCUAUCCAAGGAUAGCAAGCUAAAUGAAAACAUAUGGUGCUCGCAGGCAAACAGCGGACAAAGAUGCAUUGAGACAACAGCCGUCCUUCCGAUCGACAUCGAUUCCAUAUUUGUAGCACGAUCAAAUGGCCAGUUGUACCGCAGCACAUUUUCAGAAUUCUUGUCAGACCCUGGUCUGGAGCCCAAUAAAGAUAUAUUAAGUCCCAAGGCAACACGAUUGUGGUCUGUCACAGAAGAAUGGAGUAAAACCGUGUAUCUAUUAGGUGCAUUAAAUGAUGGUGGAAUCGCAUGUUGGGAUUCUCGAAACCUCAAGCUGGUGGCACGCUGGACCAUUUUUAAUACUGAGCUAGAAACAGUGAUUAACCUCAGCUUGGGAGAUGACCGCCUAGGUAAGCUGAAAGGGUCCCUUAUGGCCGUGGCCGCGGAUGGGACAAUUGCGGUAAUUGUGCUCGAUAGCAUGCACCUGCGGGAUAAUCUAUUGCUCUUCUACUCGCAUGGGCUCGCACGAUUGUGGGAUAUGAAAACACAUGAAUUUUGGCGUUCGAUGCAGCAAAACAAAGGCGAGGAAUUGCUUGAUCAAGGGGGUUGGUUUGAAGUACCGGUCGGACGAUGGGAAGCACCGAGAUCUUUUCAUAUCCUUGGUGCACUACAGAAUAACAUAUCAUCGCCAGAUGCGUCUGCGACCCUCAUGGUUGAUGUGUCUUCGCUCUCAGACCUGGCUGGAAAACAUCCUACAAUAGGGCAACCCCAAGAACGAAAGCCGGACAUUGUGCGCAAACAAAUCUCACAAAUUAUAGCAGCCAUAGCUCCUUGUGGAAUGGACGAUGAUGUAGACAAGUCGUGCGAAGGUGCAUUUCGUACAUGUAAUGUGGGCAAGGUCUCAUGGGGUCUGAUCAGCGAGAGAUUUGGAGUUAGUUCAAUCAUAGUAUCCGAUGACGCGGCAGGAGUCUGGAAAGUCUCACCGCGAUACACUGCAUUAAGGCUGCUGAGUGUGGUUACGCUAUUAAGGACUGCCGCAUCAUUCGAAGAACAUGAGCAAGACGUUAGCAGAAUACUCGCGUUUUAUGUUGGCUGCCUGGCAAAUGCAGUUGGACCGGAAUUUCAGCCCCCCUCCCUGAGCGUGCUUGCUACAUUCUGGGUUAGUAGCUCUGAUGAAGUUCGACAAGCUGCUAGGUUGCUUUUCGAGUCCAGGCUAUCUCAGAUGGAGGAGGCAGAGGUUGUCCAAUGUGUUACAUUCUGGCGUGAACACCCUGUUCAAGCGCUCGUAGUUUGUGCAGUCAUUGCCGCAAGUAGACAUUCGUUGUUGCCAACAGUUUACGUGAAAGACAUCGCCAAGUCUAUUGCGUUGUAUUUGCACGAUGAACUCGAAGCAUCUACCUCGCCGGUGAAUCGUAUCCUUUCCAUUGAAUUAUCUUCACGUGGUUUUCAAGUGUGGCAGCAUCACAUCGAUGCGAUGGAAAUGCUUCGUGCAUUAUUUGGUUUCGCCAUGUUGCCUUCCGGAGGGGGCAAAAAUGUGGGAGGGAAAGAAGCACGAGCAGCAGUCUUGCAGAUUGCAGCUAGCAGUACGCCCCUGUUCAUGACUACAUUGUCAUUAGAUAUUACCCAACCUAAGUCGACGGAGCAUCGACGUGCAACUAUGCAGCUGGUUGCAUUCAUUGUUCGCAAGAAACCAUUGGUGCUAUAUCCGAACCUACCUCGUUUAGUCGAGGCAGUUGUUAAAUCACUUGACCCAAACUCGACCGCCGCAAGAGAUGCCAUUGUAGACGCCGCGACAGAGAUUCUGGCCGAGGUCGUGCGCAUUUAUCCAAGUGUUGACUUUCAUACUGCCACUCAAAAACUUGCGGUUGGAACACCAGAAGGCGCGGUGAUCGUCUACGAUCUUAAAACCGCAACCCGGCUCUACGUCUUAGAGGGACAUUCUCGCCGCUUGACUGUUUUGAGCUUCUCACCCGAUGGCCGGCGACUAGCCACGGCCAGUCUAGAAGAAAGUGUCGUAAUGGUCUGGAAGGUGGGAGCUAGUUUCACGAGCUGGUUCGCACCAGGGGUUCCCCCUCGUCAGGGACACGGUCAUGGGGAGCCAUUCAAGCGACUAGAUUUCAACGUGGGUGAUGAGGCAUAUAUGACGAUUGCGGCAACACUCGAAUGGGUUAACUUUACAUGGCCUACUGAUCGAACGGCGCGGCUGAGCAUCCGAGACAGCAUGCUCACAUUCAAUUGCUGA